AUGGAAGCUCCCGGCGCUCCGGCUUGCAGCCAACCCGCAACGCCCUGCAGAGACGCCCCGCCCCCCUCCACCCCCGUGGCAGGUCUGCCCACCAGGAAGAAGCCCCGCCCACUCCCGCAUCGGCCCCGCCCCCUCCGCUGCAAGCCCCGCCCCGUCUGGGCAGAGUGUGAAGGAGAGCGGGUUUCGCUUCCGGGCCGCGGCGCUGCCCUCGGGUUCGCUUCCAAACUGACCAUCAUCUCAGGAUGCCUCUUCCUGGCCGCCGACAUCUUCGCCAUCGCGAGCCUGGCGAACCCGGACUGGAUCAACACCGGGGAGUCCGCGGGUGCACUCACAGUUGGCCUUGUGCGACAGUGUCAAACCAUCCAUGGACGUGACAGGACCUGUAUUCCUCCACGGUUGCCUCCAGAGUGGGUUACUACAUUAUUUUUCAUCAUUAUGGGAAUCAUUUCACUGACUGUCACAUGUGGUUUGCUGGUGGCUUCCCACUGGCGAAGAGAAGCUACUAAAUAUGCCCGCUGGAUAGCAUUCACUGGAACAAAGCAUGUACUGAAAAUAUGCAAAUCUAUUGUGUGGAAGAAUAGGAGAGGGCAACUACAUUUGGGAAAAGACAACCCUUUGAUAAUGGAAAUGAUCCUAUUCUGCAUGGCAGCCCUAAUAUUUCCAAUAGGAUUUUACAUCAAUGAAGUUGGAGGUCAACCAUAUAAAUUGCCCAACAAUACAGUGGUUGGGUCUUCAUAUGUACUGUUUGUCUUAUCCAUUUUCUUUACAAUAGUUGGACUUCUAUUUGCUGGCAAAGUUUGUUUACCUGGCUGAUGAAUGUCUGAACUUCAUGACUUUUAUUUUGGAAGAGAGCAAGACAUCAAAGUUGCAUUCUCUGGAGGAUGCCUAGAUCAGACUAUCAAAUACUAACUGAAAAGAGGAAUGCUUUGAAUUGUUCUCACUAUGCACUUUGGAUAAAAAAGGAGAGCCUUUCCCAUAACCAAAUACAACGCUGACUAAUCUCCUGAGCAUAUUAAUGCAGUCAGGUCUGCACUGUGAUAGGAACUAGUGAAGAAGAAUGCUUUACACUGAGAAGCAUAUUGCCCCAUGUUACUGUACCAUACCUGUUUUUAAUGUCUAACAAAUUGAAAGUAAAAGUAUUUAUGAACUUUGUGGUAGACCAGAGGGUUGCAAAGGAAUUCAAGUGAGGCUGGCCUCGCUGUUUAGGAGAUUAGUGUUUUACAUCCUCCUUCUGAUGAGCAAAGCCUUUGGCACCAAACUGGAUCUGUCUUACAUUACUGCACCAAGAAGCCAAUAGAUCAAAACAUGUUCUCUAAAAUGUAUGUAAGAACAAAAUGACAUCCCACCUACUCCCCUGGGCCCCAACGCCUCAACUGUAGAAAAACGCUAAGACAUUUUAGGGGAAAAAUUUUCCUUAUAUUUAUAUAAAAUAUAUAUAUAUUUUGCUGAUGCAGUAUACAGUGUGUGUGUAUGCGCAUAUCCACAAGGAUAUGGAUAUACACACAACAGUUCCUGGAAGAGAACUCAGAAUGCUUUGCUAGCAAAACACUGUGGUGUGCAAAACUAGAACUCAAUAGAAAAAAGCCAUUUCUCUGAAGGCCACAUAGCUGAGAGUCUUCAGUUUACCUCAUUCUUUGUAGCAGCCCUUGAUUUUAACAGUUUUUUGUAAUAGGUACAAACAAUCCCAUGCCUUUCUAGGUGCAAUUUUAAGUUAAGCUAAAAUUCUUUGUAUGGUAAUUUAUUUGUAUAUGAGGAUAGAAGGUGAAAUCAUGUCAUACCUUAAAACCCUAAUUUUGGGAAACUGACACUAUUCACUAUUUAAAUUAUUAGCAACUGUUGUACAGGGAGUCUCUCCUUUCUUUCUCUCCUUUCUUUCUCUCAUUACGUUGAGUGCUUUAAUUUAUGUUCAAGCACAGCAAUUUACCACAGAUGAAUAUUCCUGUAGAGGAUAUAAAAUGCAGUGUUUAGGUCAAACUAUUAAAGAAAAUUCUCUAGUAAAAAUGGAUUAAUUUAUUUUCAUUUGUGAAAAUUAAUUUAAUCUAUCUUUAUCAAAAUGAGAAACAUAAUUGUGUUGUUGUGUCUGUACGCCUUUAUUGUCGAUAUCAAAUAUGGACUUAAAGGUCAUUUACAUUCAGAGAACAUGCUCUCCCCUGAAAUCGGUUUGUGUAUUGUUUAAAUAUGAAAAUCAAAAAACUUUGGAUGCAUGUCAUGCUGCAUCUGAAUAUUCAGUGAUUUGGAUCUGGCAGUCCUUAUUCCUUUAAAAAAACAAAAGCACCUCUAUUUCCUCCCCCCCCCCCAAAAAAAAACAAAACAACAACAACAACAACAACAAACCAACAAAAAACUUUUGGUUGAUGUCCCUUAAUUUGCCUGCAGGAUCAAGCCCUAUUUCUAGGUCUUUGUAAUUUUUAUCUUUUUUGUGGGGAAAUAGUGACACAAAAACAAGUGACAUGAAAAGCAACACAACAGAGUGACAGUCCAAAUGUAUUUGGUGUUAGUUACAUUGUGGCAGCUAUGCUUUUAUAAGGAAAAAUGAAUCUGAAUGCAUUUUUCCUUGGGAGGUGCUUUAAAAAAUUACUUAUGAUUUAUUUUGGUGUGGCUGGGAGUGUGGGGGAAGUAUGCUGGAUAACCUCAAGUGUUAGAAAUGGGACGCCUCAUGCAAUUACCUUUAACUAUGUGCCAUUGAAAUUUCUAACUGUUUUCUUUGAAGUGUUUUAGUGAGGAAAAAUGAAUUGUGUAUCAUAAUUUCUCACUGGCAUUUUGUUUGUUCUACGAUUUAUUUUAUUUCAUUUCAUUUUUUUCAAUCGGUUCACUCACAGGCCAAAAGAAGCUAUCACUGAAAAUCUGUAAAUUUCAAGUAAAGUUAUUUAUAUCUGUAUUUUUGAAAAAGCAUCCAGUCACCUGCCUGGUUUUGAUUUAGUUCCUAAUUUUAGGUCCAUAUCCUACAAGUGAAUGGGCAUAGGCAACUGGAACCUUAUGAUGAAUAAAAAGAAACCUCUCCAUAGAUCCAAUUGCAAGGCUUGUGCCUGAGUUUGCAGUGUUAUCGCUGGUGUGCCCUGACAUGAAGUGUUUCAAUUUUUUAAAAUUAAAUUAAACUAUGAGAAGCUUUUUUUUUUCUUUUUCAGAAAUGACAGUUAUCUGUAAAUAGUUCCAUGAUGUAUUUUAACUGGAACCCAGGCAUGGGGUGGAGAGAGUUUCUCAGCUGCUAAGAACUGUCCCCAUGUUUACUUGUUCUAACAACAUUCUAUAUAAGGUUGUUCAUUUAGGCUUACAGUAAAUAUAUUACCUUUUUAAUAAAGAAUAAUUUUAUCAUGGAGCAUGUCCAGUCCAUGAGUGGCUGGUUGCAAUUAUCCAGUCUGCCAGUGCUACAGCUAUGAAUCAUUAAGAGACUGCAGAUUCACCUAGCAGGAUGUUUGUUUAAAUGUUUUGGGGGGCAUCCUUUUUUUUUUUCUUUUUUUUUUUUUUAAGUAAGAGUAAUCCAUGCAAAUGAAGAGACAGUUGUCAACAGUUGCUUUUAAUAAAGUCACUAAGUACUAUAUAGUACAGUAUUAAUUUAUAGCAGAAAAGCAUAUCUUGUAAACUGUAUAUAAAACACUGUUCUAUGGUGCAAUCAUUUGUCAAACUUAUGUCUGUUACUUUUUGUUUUUUAAAGUCGUGUGCAUUCUCUUCAUACCUAAGAGCAUCACUGUAAAAUCUGCUGAAUACUAUUUAUAGGUUUUAUUUGCACAAGGAUUAGUUCUAAACUACAGGACGUUCAUGUUGAACAUGCCUAAACAUCUGUAGACUUUCAAGUCCAUUAAAAACAAACGUUUCCGUAUGAA
Alligator sinensis (Chinese alligator) is the source of this 3821-nucleotide messenger RNA. RefSeq names its product modulator of smoothened (gene MOSMO). Lineage: Eukaryota; Metazoa; Chordata; Crocodylia; Alligatoridae. Gene Ontology annotation, biological process: negative regulation of smoothened signaling pathway. Gene Ontology annotation, cellular component: ciliary membrane; Golgi apparatus. The transcript has 4 exons. The coding region runs from base 1 to 813 and encodes 270 amino acids. The record is from RefSeq and is a predicted model, not a curated record.